This is a messenger RNA of Nomia melanderi (Alkali bee), 540 nucleotides long. RefSeq names its product signal peptidase complex subunit 1-like. Gene Ontology annotation, biological process: protein targeting to ER. Gene Ontology annotation, cellular component: membrane; signal peptidase complex. NCBI's taxonomy places the organism in Eukaryota, Metazoa, Arthropoda, Insecta, Hymenoptera, Halictidae. The record is from RefSeq and is a predicted model, not a curated record.
UGUUGUUUAUUUACAAUGAAUUCGUGGAAAGAAUAUAUUAAGUCCAUUCCAACUCACAUGGACUAUGAAGGCCAGGCAAGGGCAGAAAAAUUAUCCAGGGUGAUUAUAACACUGUUUGGUGUAGUAGGACUAAUAUGGGGAUACGUGAUCCAGCAGUUUUCGCAAACAAUCUACAUCCUUGGCGCCGGAUUCGUAAUGGCUGCUUUGAUUACAGUACCACCGUGGCCUAUGUACCGCCGUAAACCAUUGGAUUGGCAAAAGCCACAGCAACAGCCGGCAGUCACCGCCAAAUUAAAGAAGAAGAAGUAGUUAAUUACCAUCCUGAACUGUCUAUACUUAACACAUUCUCGUUAAUAUAAGAUACAUCACUAUAUUUACCAAUAACUGUGCAUAGAUUCUUUAUUGUUUUGUAAUUAAAACUUACCUAUGAUUUCUAAGCAAUUAACUAAAUCAGUGCCUCUAUUGUACACACUAUCGUAAAUCGGUAAUGUGUUACCUGUUAUCUGUACAUCGCAUUUAUAAUAUAUUUAUUACACGAUA